UUCAGCUCCACAACAUUUGGAUUUACCUUGUAAGAGAAAGAGAUAUUAGAAGGACAUACCAUCAUCGGAAAUGUAAUCUUGAAGUGCAGCUUCACUUUAGGUUGGAAAUUAUACAUUUGAGCGGAUUAGUUUCUCUUGAAAGUGGAAAUUGUGGAGAGUAAGUGAAAGUUAUCUUCAGAAGCUGUUACAGAACAGGGAGUGGCACUGUGUAAGAAAAUGGCAUCCAAAUCGUCUCUCCCAGAGGAGAAUUUCAACUGUCCUGUCUGCUUUAGCGUCUUCAAGAAUCCUGUCCUCCUGUCGUGUAGCCACAGCUUCUGUAAAACCUGUCUGGAAUUAUGCUGGCAACAGAAGGAACCACGGGAAUGUCCAGUUUGCAGGAGAAGAUCCUCAAUGAAUCCGCCAUUGAACCUGGCUCUAAAGAACCUGUGUGAGGCCUUCUUACAGGAGAGGAGUCAGAGAGCUUCAGUUGGGUCUGAGGUACAGGAGGGGAGUCAGAGAGCUUCAGCUGGGUCUGAGGCACAGGAGAGGAGUCAGAGAGCUUCAGUUGGGUCUGAGGUACAGGAGGGGAGUCAGAAAGCUUCAGCUGGGUCUGAGGUGCUCUGCAGUCUGCACAGUGAGAAACUGAAACUCUUCUGUCAGAGGGAUAAACAGCCCAUCUGCAUGGUGUGUCAGACCUCAAAGAAACAUAAAUCUCAUGUCUGUGUCCCUGUAGAUGAGGCUGUACAGGAUUAUAAGGAGGAACUUCAAACUGCCCUGAAGCCCUUACAGGAGAAGCUGGAGGUCUUCAAUAAAGUUAAACUAACCUGUGAUCAAACAGCAGAGCACAUUACUAGCCAGGCCUUGCACACAGAAAAGCAGAUUAGGAAAAAGUUUGAGAAGCUUCGCCAGUUUCUACAAGAGGAAGAGGAGGCCAGGAUAGCUGCACUGAGGGAGGAAGAGCAGCAGAAGAGUCAGAUGAUGAAGAAGAAGAUUGAAGAGAUGAGCAGAGAUAAAUCGUCACUUUCAGACACAAUCAGAGCCAUAGAGGAGGAGUUGAAAGCUGAAGACAUCUCAUUCCUGCAGAACUUCAAGACCACAAAGGAAAGAGCCAAGUGCACACUGCAGGAUCCACAGCUGGUCUCAGGAGCUCUGAUAGACGUGGCCAAACACCUGGGCAACCUGCAGUUCAGAGUCUGGGAGAAGAUGCAGGGGAUCCUCAAAUACACUCCUGUGAUUCUGGACCCCAACACUGCACCUCCAGAGCUCUCUCUGACUGAUGAUCUGACCAGUGUGAGAUACACAGGCACAAAACAGCAGCUCCCUGACAACCCAGAGCGAUUAAUGAAGUAUAUAGAUGUUCUGGGCUCUGAGGGGUUUAGCUCAGGGAAACACAGCUGGGAGGUGGAGGUGGGGGACUACCGUCGGUGGAAUCUGGGCGUGGCUAAAGAGUCCCUUGACAGGAAGGGGGAACGGGAUGCAUCACCACAGCAUGGAAUCUGGUGUAUAGAGCAGCAGAGUGGUAAAUAUAAAGUAGGAGGAGGUGGCAUCAUCACUCUGAAGAGGAGACCCCAGAGGAUCAGAGUGCAGCUGGACUACAACAAGGGGAAGGUGUCCUUCUACGACCCCAAAGACAUGACACUCAUCUACACUCUUAAAGACACAUUUACUGAGAGACUGUUCCCAUACUUUUAUAUUGGAACGGUUGCUGAUGCCAACCGCCUUGAUGUACAGAUCUGCCAAUCAAAGGUGUCUCUGACAGUGAUGUCAUCCUGAUGAGGUGUGUGUGUGUGUGUGUGUGUGUGUCUGUGCGUGCGCGUGUGCAUGUGCGUGCGCGUGUGAGAAACAUUGUCAGUUUCAGUGGACAUUAUCACAAGAUCAGUUUUGUGGUUAAAAUUAAUAUUCACAUAAUUUCUAGAAACUACGGGACAUAAAUAUCUCUAUACUUACAAUGUGCUUCACUUCUAAGAAUCAAUUGUUUAUAAUAAUAAAUGUAUCCAGGGUGAAUCCUGGUUGGUAUUCUAACAAGACGAGGGUGCUGCAUUGGGAAAAUCUCACAUAAGUAAAAUAUUUGUUUCUAAUGCAAUAAAAAAAUGUAUGUGAAAUACCGUAUAUUUCUGUAACAACAGACGAUUAAGACUAUCAAAUCUAACAGUAUCUAAUCUAAGGUGGUGACGACUGUGGGCUGAAUAAGAGUUCUCUCAGAUCAGGUGGUGGCGAUAUGAUUUGUUAACUUCUGUUUAGACUGACAUUUUAGAUAGACCUGUCAGUAGUGAUAGACCUGUCAGUAGUGAUAGACCUGUCAUUAGUGAUAGACCUGUCAGUAGUGAUAGACCUGUCAUUAGUGAUAGACCUGUCAGUAGUGUUAGACCUGUCAGUAGUGAUAGACCUGUCAGUAGUGAUAGACCUGUCAGUAGUGUUAGACCUGUCAGUAGUGAUAGACCUGUCAGUAGUGUUAGACCUGUCAGUAGUGAUAGACCUGUCAGUAGUGUUAGACUUUUCAGUAGUGUUAGACCUGUCAGUAGUGAUAGACCUGUCAGUAGUGUUAGACCUGUCAGUAGUGAUAGACCUGUCAGUAGUGAUAGACCUGUCAGUAGUGAUAGACCUGUCAGUAGUGUUAGACCUGUCAGUAGUGAUAGACCUGUCAGUAGUGAUAGACCUGUCAGUAGUGUUAGACCUGUCAGUAGUGAUAGACCUGUCAGUAGUGAUAGACCUGUCAGUAGUGUCAUCCCUGUAAUGUCCUGUGAUCUAUAUAUGAUGAUUUGAAUGAUUGGUUGUGGUAUGCUAUGAUGUUGUUAUUCUUGUUGUUGAUGUUGCAGACGUGCCCAAAUAAAUUUCCCC
Coregonus clupeaformis (lake whitefish) is the source of this 2817-nucleotide messenger RNA. RefSeq names its product nuclear factor 7, brain-like. Lineage: Eukaryota; Metazoa; Chordata; Actinopteri; Salmoniformes; Salmonidae. The record is from RefSeq and is a predicted model, not a curated record. The transcript has a single exon. Gene Ontology annotation, molecular function: protein binding; zinc ion binding. The coding region runs from base 217 to 1752 and encodes 511 amino acids.